Pocillopora verrucosa is the source of this 2030-nucleotide messenger RNA. Lineage: Eukaryota; Metazoa; Cnidaria; Anthozoa; Scleractinia; Pocilloporidae. The record is from RefSeq and is a predicted model, not a curated record.
CAUAGUAUUAGUAGGAACUCCGAGCCGGCGUUCGGCAGAAUGUACACGCGGAGAGACUGAUUUGCAAGAAUUUGCAAUGCGCGAGUCGCCCGGAGAACGUGAGAGGUAGGAAUCUCAAAGGCCAUACGGUAUGUGGACCUACGUCUACAUGAUCUUGAAAUCGAACCCUGGGAUAAGGGGAAUUUUUUGACUCAUAUUAGCACGAUUUGUCAUCAGAGGUGUGGUAUCACGUAGACGAUGUUAUUUUAAGGAGGGAGAUGUAUGAAAACGUGGUUUAUUAGCGACUUCAAAACAAACUUCUCCAGUGAUAUUUGCAUCAGUAACGCUGAUCUGCAACAAGCAAACAUGACUACCCAUGGGUUACAGGAAGGAGGGGGAAAUAGUUUUUCAGGAAAGCCUUGAAUUGUGGGGUCACUUACACAGGAACAUUAGCCCAAGUUAACAAGAAAAUGAUUUUAACAUCUGUCGAAGUUUAGCUCUCUGGUGACACAGGUCUCUUACUGGCUUCAACUCCACAAGAACUGAAGGAAGGGUGAAAUCAAUGCUUCUGGUAAACUCCUUUCAGGAACUUGAGUAAUGACCACUCAAGCACUUGAAAGCGUUCGCUACGAGCUGCCUCAAAGCAUGCACGAUGAGAUGUUGGUAACAGAUCAGUCUUAAGAGGGACCGGGCUACGAAUGGUCAAAAUUCAGCGAGGCCUUAUGCACUGGGAAGAACGACAGUUUUUCGUACAGCAUUUGGGAAGUUACUGUAGCUCAAACAAGAGAGAACGAAGAAAGAACUCGAAAUCUUCCGAAGAACAUUUUACGAAGGCCUCAACCUGCCCUCUUGUGAUGAGUCACAACACAAAUACAAACUUCCAAAGUCGCUAUGAAGAACAUGAAAACUGACAUCUAGAAGAAACUUGGUUGUAGAACAUACCUGAGAAUGAUAAUCUUUGUCACUGUUUGUUAAUUGAAGUUUCAUGUGAAAUAAGCUGGUGAUGAGUUCCUGGAAGAGGGAGUCUUGAGGAGGAGUGCAGACAGGACUUUUCAAAGGGGAGGGGGGUCCACACUGUGUCAAACAGAGGACUGAGCACCAAUGUUAUUUUUGCCGCGAAAAUUUCCAUUGGGAAAACAAAAUGGAGAAUGAAACGCAACGAUCUUUGUCUAAGAGACUCGGAAUAACAACUUUAGAUGUCUUGAAGAAAGCAGCUGAGCUGGAGCGAUUGAUGAAUGUUCGUGGUUGCUCUAUGAAUUUAACAAGUGUUUCUAAAUCUGUAAUCUGUCUCGAGAUUGCAGCGAAUAAUUCACAAGUUCCGAUGAAUAGGAAUGUUGCAAUUCAGCUUUCUGGAAUGACUAAGAAAGCUUAUAUCCAUGCCUUUAAAACAAUUGAGUGUCUGUUGGGAAAACAAAAGGAGUUUACUAUUAAAGAUCUAGCUGUACAAUUUGGUUGUAUGGAGGCUUCAGACCUGGCACAGCAAAUACACCAAAGGUAUAAACAGGAGUUUGUAAAAGAAGUAGAAGAUAUGAGUCACCCAAUAUUUAAUGCAACUGCACUUUAUACAGCUUGCAGGUAUAAGAAAAUCAAAAUAGACAAGACAAAGUUAUUGAGUGUUCUGGGGACCUGCAAAAGGUCAACAUUUGACAGUUUGUUCAAGAAGAUGGAGAAAAUACCAGACAUGCUUGAAGCCACUGAGAGUAAGAGGAAGACUUCCAAAAGAGGGUAUGGACUUCUGGACAGAGUGACUGAAGUAGUUGAAGAUCAAUGUCGCUCAUCCAAAAUAUCAAAGGAGGACGAUGGAGAUACUGACUCUGAUGAUAAAGAGUAUGAAGAGUGGAAAAGACGAAUACUUGAAUCUGCAGCCAAGGCCAUGCAGUCCCGAGACAAGAAAAAUACAGACAAGGAUAAUUCUUAGUCAGGAGCCCAUUCAGUAAUGGGCUUCCUGCUCUUAGUGUUGUGUAUUUUGCUGACCGUGAUGUCCUAACAGAAUGUAUAAAGUAUAAUAGCAUUAUGUGAUCAUUAAAAUUUAUCGAUUAUCAGCGAAAGAA